AUGGACAUUAGCCAAAGAAAUGGGCUUUAUCCACCACCUCCAGGUGCUUCAGAUAUUCUAGGAGUCGAGUUUGCUGGUGUGGUAAUUCAAACCACUUUGGAUCCAACAACAAAGUUCAAAGUGGGUGACAAGGUUUUUGGGUUGGUUUCAGGUGGUGCAUAUGCCGAACAGGUUGUUGCUGAGCCCAGUUUAACCAUGCAUAUUCCAGAUGGCAUGUCGUUUGAAGAAGCUGCCGCGAUUCCUGAAACAUGGUUGACGGCAACUCAGGCAUUGUUUUUUGUCAAUCGGUUGCAGCCAGGAGAGAACGUCAUGAUUCAUGCUGGUGCCAGUGGUGUAGGUACUGCUGCAAUUCAACUUGCAAAGCAAGCCAAUGCUCAACAUAUCAUCACCACUGCUGGAAGCGAUGCCAAGACUCAGUUUUGUAAAAGUCUUGGCUCUACCGUGUCCAUCAACUACAAAACUGCCAACUUUGCUGAUGUCGUCAAGGAAACUACCAAUGGACGCGGCGUGGAUGUUAUUGUGGAUUUUGUUGGUGGACCAUACUUUAGCAAAAACUUGGACUCGCUUGCAAUGGAUGGUCGUAUGGUGAUUCUGUCUUUUCUAGGAGGUGCUGUAAUGGAUGAAAAGGUCCAUCUUGGUCCAAUUCUGCGAAAGCGAUUGCAAAUCAACGGAUCUACUCUUAGAAGCAGAACUGUUGCCUAUCAGACUAUUCUAUGCGACUAUUUUGUCGAGAAAAGUUUGCCUCUUUUUACCAACGGAACAUUCAAGCCCAUUAUCGAUCGGGUAUUUGAAUGGACUGAUAUCAUUGAAGCCCACAAACACAUGGAGGCCAAUGCGUCCAUUGGCAAAAUUGUCAUGCGCAUUACUUAA
Molecule: messenger RNA, 870 nt
Organism: Batrachochytrium dendrobatidis JAM81
Lineage: Eukaryota; Fungi; Chytridiomycota; Chytridiomycetes; Rhizophydiales
Exons: 2
Coding region: 1-870 (289 amino acids)
Molecular function (GO): oxidoreductase activity, acting on NAD(P)H; NADPH binding
Source: RefSeq, a predicted model, not a curated record